This is a messenger RNA of Branchiostoma floridae (Florida lancelet), 3914 nucleotides long. RefSeq names its product EF-hand calcium-binding domain-containing protein 6-like. Lineage: Eukaryota; Metazoa; Chordata; Leptocardii; Amphioxiformes; Branchiostomatidae. The record is from RefSeq and is a predicted model, not a curated record. The coding region runs from base 79 to 2994 and encodes 971 amino acids. The transcript has 16 exons. Gene Ontology annotation, molecular function: calcium ion binding.
AAGUUGUUUGACAACGGGGACACGAGAGCGAGACCGGAACAACAAAAAAUACUCUGUAGUAAGUUCUCUGGAUCCAACAUGGCACAGGCAGGUGUAUCGCGCCCUGCUUCACAAAUGAGCAUUGGCUCGCGGGUUGGGCUUACUCUACCAGAGAUUCAACACCCGAUUUCUCGACUUGGCGACCCCGACAAAAUCUCCGUCCGCGGCGUCUCCAGGCAAGGCGGGCGGGAUGUGGAAGACGCAGCGCCGAGCAGACCCUUGGCUUCCGAGAAGGACUACACUGCUCACCGGGUCCGUACCGCCGACAAAACUCACCGCGCCAAGAAGGAAGUCCUCCCGCCCAUGAAGUAUGAAUCAAUACCCGAAGGAGUCGAAGUGGUGGAAGCAUCAGACCCAAACAAAGCUCGUCUACCUGUGUUCGGUUCCCGGGCAGACAUGGCGAGCCGUGCAGACAGCCGUGCGAGUGUGGUCAGUCACGGCAGUGCCAGGAGUGGCGCGCUGUCCCGUCCUUCCACCAGACUCCGGCUGGAGAUAGACGAGCUGGAAAUGCUAUUGCGUGAGAAGAUGAAGGCAGGGUUCUACACCAUGAGGCAGGCCUUCAAAGCGAACGAUCCCGAAGGGAAGGGGAUAGUCUCCAAGGAGGCGCUGCUGCACAUUCUGACGUCAUUCCUCGGACGUCCGGUCACAACCAAGCAGUUAAAUCAUCUGCUUGCAAGGAUGGGCCUUGCCAACAAGAGCGUGAUCAAGUUUGAUGAGUUCUAUGCAGUGUUCCGGGAAUCCGUGUCUUCAGAGUAUCCGCGAUGGCUGGAUCCUGUCCAACGCCACUUCCAGGACAAGAUCACCAUGUCAUCCGCAGCAGUACACACCCAACUCAAGGAGAAAGCCAAAAUGAAGUUCCUGGAUCUUGGCGACCUGAUUCCACAGAGCAACCCGGGCGGUUCACUCCGUAUCCUUCCGCCAGAGUUCCGCAACAUCCUACAGAGAAUGGGCUUCUUUCUGGAGGACGACGAGUUCGGCAAGCUGUGGAAAAAGUAUGAUCCAGACGACCUUGGUGUUAUCAAGGGUGAUUACCUGAUGAAGAAACUCGGCAUCACCUUCAGAGAGAGCACGGCGAGCACCAAGAGAUCCCCCCGGGAGGAGACCGAUGUAAGCCUGCCGCCCACCCCCGCACCGGACGGUGCUCCUGCGCCCCAACCGUCCAAAAGUCCCGUCCCUGCAGAAGAGAAAGCAGGCACACCUCCACCGUCAACAAGAAGGUCCAUUACGAAAGCAGACGUCGAACGGAAGAUAUCACUUGACAUUGAGAACUGGCUGAAGAACAAGUUCAGAGAAGGCUUCAAGAACAUGAAGACCGAAUUUGCCAAGUACGAUCCUAAGAAGGAAGGAAAGGUGAGCCGAGAACAUUUCAGUAAGGUUCUGGCUAAGUUCGGGCUGCAGCUGAAGGAAGAUGCACAGCUGGACCAGUUCUUCGCACGUGUCGGGCUCGGCCCGAGCGACAGUCUGUCCUACCGGUACUUCCUACAGCGUUAUCAGGACCGCAGCGAGGCGGGCAUGCCUCACCAGAUCCUGUCUGACGAGAAACACAGAUUCAACCGAAGUGAAGGAGCGGGUAGUAUAGCAGCCUACUCUACAGCCACAGGCGCAGAGGCCAAGCUGAUGAACAUGUUCCAGUCCGAGUUCCUGGCUCUACUUGGGACAUUCCACAAAAUCGACAAGAGAGGAACUGACCUGAUCACACAACAAGAGUUCCGAGCGGCGAUUGAGAGCAGGUUUGGCAUCGAGGUGUCGGAUCAGGACUUCGAAAUCCUACUGGACAGGGUUCCGCUCAACAACGAUGGGCUGGUCAAAUAUCCCGAGUUUAUGGCGCAGUUUGACACCAGAGGGGCGGCACCAAGCCUGUUCGACGCAAAAUCCACGAAAACUGCAGUCAGCAAAAAGAAGCCAAAAGAAGAAAAGAAGCCCAAGAUGCCAGACCCGAUAGAGGUUGAGUACGAGAAGGGAAGAACUGCUGAACAGCUCUUUGUGGUUAUCAAGAGGCUGAUUACUGAACGGUUUCACGAUGUGGAAGAGGCUUUUUACGAGCUGGACGAGAACAACACCAAACGUCUGACCCAGGACAUGAUGUACGAUCUGGUCAAUAGAUUCAACCUCCACCCGAAAAUCACACGGGGCGAGGUACGGCGACUGUGGGACACUUUCAUCACAAACGUGGACAAGACGCUCGACUAUCUCCAGUUCGUCCGCCAUUUUGGCUACUCGGCCAAAUCUGCCUCCUUCCCCAACGCUAAGAUCUCUCCACCCAAACGUGGCGACAACGACUGCAUGAUCCGGUCCAGGAAACUCAACUGCGCCGCCGACAUGCUGGAGGACAACCUCCGGGCAAAGGUUGACUACAUGUGGGACGAACUGCGGAAGGAGUUUCUGGAGAUGGACGUGUACCACACCGGGUUCGUGACCCGGGAGGAGUUUCACGACGUGCUGACCGAGCUGUGCGUGCAGCUGUCUGAGUACGAGAAGCACGUGCUGGCCGACAAGUUCGCCACCAGGGGAGACGGAAGAGUGUCGUACAUUGAGUUCCUGAAGCCGUUCGCCCUCCGGAAGACCACGUUCCGACACGGCAACAACAUGCUGAACCUGCUGCAGCACCCCCAGGCUGAGCUUCCCAUGAAGGACGUGGUGGAUGAUCCGAACAAGGGGCUGGGAGGCAUCACAGCCAGACUACGGCAAAAGCUCGCGGGAGAUUGGAAGUACCUUCGCCGCGCCUUUAAGAAACUGGACAGCGACAACACCGGGUACCUGUCCCUGCCGGAGUUCCGGUCAGUCCUGCGGCUCAGCAACCUCAUCCUGGACGAGGACGAAGUCUACCACGUCAUGUCCAAGUUCGACGAAAACAUGGAGGGGAAGAUCCCGUACAACAGGUUCCUCGAAGAUACGUUGAGAAGGAAGCUGGACUCGCCCAGAAAAUCAGUGUCUCCAAGGAAGUCCACGGCUUAGAUAGAAGAGGUUCCGCUCCUAUGGCCUCGCCAAAAAAUCAAGAGAUGUAAUCUCACUGAACAAGUAAUCACAUAUAGAAUGAAGCUAUUUUAUCCAAUUCUAUAAUAAGAGAAAAAGCGUAAACCAUAUCUCAUCAGUUAUGCUGUAAAAAUCCUUCAGGUUUUUGUCCAAUACGCAAAUGAGAUUAAUAUGUUUUAACUGUUCAAAGUCUCUUGAAUAUUUUGUCCAUCUUAUGUAGUUUAGCAAAGAUUUUAACAUAACAUAAACAAUAGUGUAAGGAUUUUAAACAGUUAUAUUUUGAUACUGAAUUUUAAGUAUUGAUUUUAUUUCUCUUUGUUCUAUUUUAUAAGGCAUCAUGUGGAAUGAAUUUGAAAUUCUUGUCACCUUUGUACAGUAUUCAUAACGUUAUAUAUUUAGUUUCUACAUCAUAUUCUCUGUAUUACUAAAUGUGACAGUCCGACUUCUUAAUCUAUAAACUUCUUAACUUGCCAUUGGCGAUACUCAGUGUUCUCCUCGCCAUAUGCUUUCGAACAGACUUGUACACUAUUAUCUAUAUGAUUAUCUGACGACAGUGUACACUACGAAAUGAGUUAAGAGUUUUAAUUUUUUGUAACUACAGUUAUAUCAUGUGUUACAGAUUUUAUAUGUAUUGUUAGACAUUGCUUCUUUAAGCUGUAAGAAUCAUGCUAAGGUAAUAGUUUGUGUAAUAUUUCUAAGGGUGAAUUAAGCUCUGCACCAUUAUAAGCAUUUAGCUGCGUAUACUUUGACUAGAAAACGACAGUUUGAGUCUUUGAGUGACACUAUAGGUUCCGUCCUAUUCAUCCAUGAGGCAUGAAUGCUGCUAUUAGUAUUGAACAGAACAGACAAGUCCUUUUGUGGUGAAGGAAUGUGUAAAUAAAUGACGCUGUGUAUGCAAUUUA